AUGACCUCGCAAGCGACCGUCCUGGGCACUGGCCAGACCUUCUGCGAAGAAAAAGUCCAGGUCGUCGGUGAGAUCAUGGCCAAGCCCCCUUUCAAGGACGAUUUGGUCCCCAUUCCCUUCACCCAGGAGGGCGGAGAGGAUCAGCUGUUGCCAGGAGAGUAUGUGGGCUACACCAGACGGCAGGUAUGCUAUCUUGCAGCGAAGGCCCUCAUGGGUGCUACAUUCGAUGGUUACAAUGAUGGUUUGUCGCGCUAUUUGUCCAAAGAAGGCCCGGGUGGCUGUUUGCCACGGAAGGGCGCCUUCGGCAAGGUGCUUUGGUCUUUGCUGAUGUCCUGCGUGGCCGACCCAUCUCUGCAAGAUGAGAAGCCUGGUCCAGAGCUGCUGGUGGUGAAGCAGCAACCGGUGGACAUGUCUUCCGAGCGGCUGCAGCAACUUGCGGACAUGACAUCUAUGUCUGGAGCAGCCUUGCGUGUUUGUCGCUAUGAAGAGGGCUCCGUCUACAAGAUGGGUUUCCUGCCUGGAGUGCCCAAGAGCCCCCCCGAGCUUUGCUCCCAGCCCUCAACCCAAAGAGGGGUGGACUAUCUCUCGACGAGUGCCAUGGGGCAGGCUGCUGUGCUCCCCAGCAGCCGUGUCGGAGGACAGAUCUAUGGUUCGAGUUGUGGAGGAGGUGGACUCGACGAGAACAUCAUGUUGUUUAUGCCAGAAGUCGCUGUCCUAAGCCUCCUGCUGUCGGAGUCAAAGACUCAGCCGCAGCUUCAAGCACCUGCAUGGGUUUUGGGCGCAAGGAUGAUUAUGACAGGCUUGGAUGGCACUGGCCACUGGAUGGCGGGCAUGGUGCCGGAUGCCAAGUUGCGAUUGACGUCUGAUUUGACCACCAUUCACCUCAAUGGAGCUCCGCUAUUGAUGAGCAAAAGCAAGCCCUUUGUGGCCGUUCCGCCUGCGUUCCAGGUGUCCUUCCAGGACGUCGAUGACCUCAAAGAGGCUCGACAAAACCGGAACCUGGACCAGCGCGCAGUGAAGGGCCAGAACUCCUUUGCCGCCCAGGCCGCGCCGAAGAUGUGGCUGGUGGAAGGCCCUCAGCUUGGACGCUGUACCACCAGCAUUGCGGCGCUCAAUGCCAUCACUGGUCUCAUCCAUUGGAACGGGUCCUUGGAUGUCUGGUUCGCGCUUCGGAGAUUCUCAGCUGGAUGUCUUGUCUAUUUGGUUGGGCCAAGCCCUGGUGGCCAAGACUUGGACGGGACACUUGCUGUCGGACUACUACCUCUAUUCUUACUUCACCGAGAAUCCGGGGAACCAGUGUUUCCUGCAUUCCUCCUCGCGAUGUGGUGA
Messenger RNA from Durusdinium trenchii, 1329 nucleotides. Lineage: Eukaryota; Dinophyceae; Suessiales; Symbiodiniaceae. The record is from the annotation of a GenBank genome assembly.